AUGGGUAUUCUAUUUUCUGCGGUUAUUUUUACAUCAAGUAUUGACGUUUUUUUUGCAAUUUCAUUGGUCGUUGUUUCCAUUGGUGUUUUUAUAUAUCCCGAUAAGGCAGAACAAGUGUUGGAAUAUUUUUUAUCAAGUCGAUUCCUGACCUUGGAUUAUUCUGGAAUGAGAUUUUCAUCAUCGACAUCUUCUCCUCGAGAUAUAUCCUCAACAACCAUUACAUUUUCAGCAACAAAAAUCGAUCAAGAUGACAUUCAAUCAUUACCUGAGCAUUUGCAAAUUGCAUUGGGUGUUGGUGUUCAAUUGGAUAUUUAUGAACAAGAUAAAUCAAAGACAAGUGACAGCACUGAUGUGUGGCCGACAAAACCAAACAAGACACCCCCUCCACCUCCAAGAAGACCAUCACAAAUGAAAAUCAAUGACACUGAUCAACAACAAGAAGAAGAAGAACGAUUAAAAAAAGAAAGGCAAGAACAAGAAGAAGAUUUGAGUUUUGCAAGAAGAAUUCUUGGAGCAGUUGACCUUGUGAGUGUGAAUGAGAGAAUUAAGCAAUUUGAAAAUACCAUUUCGAUGGCAAAAUUAUCAGUUUCGACAUUCUCAUUGAAUCGAAUUCCAUCCAAGAUUUCUCUCAAACAAAACAAGAUUGCACAACGAUUCAUGAUUGAAGAUGAAAAAACAAACUCACCAUCGUCACCACACAAAGUGUUACCUCCUAUUCCUGUACAAAAUCAAUCAUCACCUUCUACUGAUUUAAAGUCGACGAAACAAUUACCACAAAUUCCAAAAAAGAAUCUUGGAUUGUAUAUCAAAAGAUUUAUUCAACGAGAGGAAGAUUAUUUGAAUCAAUUAGGUCACUUGUUACCUCGAAUUUACAAAAAUCCAAUUAUGGAAUUAAUUAAUCAACGAAAUAUUGAGGGUGAAAAAGAAGUCAUUGAAAAAUUAUUCAAUUAUCUUAUUAACAUGUUUAGUGCAGACAAGAGACAUUUGAAAUUAAUGCAAUUGAAAAGACAUGUGGCACAACAAAGUGUUUCAGAAGCCAAUGACAAGUGGCUUGAAGAAUUUGGCGAAAUUAUUCUCGAUUUCGUUCAAGAGACUCUUAUUACUAAAUAUAUUGACCAAUAUUUAGUUGAUUACACACAGAAAGGUCUUCGGUACAGAAUUCAAAAGAUUCUUCUCGCUGAUGACAAACAAUUGAAACAUCUUAUUGAGUCAAAACUCGAUGUGGAAGCAAGAGCAAGUUUUAAAAAAGAACAACAAUCAUGUGCUGCAGAAUUUUUAACAUUUGAUCAACUCAUUCAACAGCCAGCUGUCCGAUUGACGUAUUAUCUGAUUCAGCUUCGUGACGUUUUCCACCCUUUAAUUCCAGAAAACCAUCCAUGCUCAAAGCUUGACACUGCCAUUUACAAAUUGGAAAAGAAAAUGAUUACCACAAGUGAAGUAUUAGAAAUGGCCUAUCAAUUGAACCGAACUUUUGAAAUUCAAAAUCGAUUGAACAUUGAAAAUUUGGAAUCCUACACUGCAUUCGAUUUGGAGUCAAAUUUAUCAUCUUCCAUGAGACGAUCUGUCUCUGAGAGAGAAACGAGCGUUUACAAAACAGUUCGACCAAGGAAAUGUUCCAUUUUAGAAGAACGGGUUCCUACCAUGCCACGUUUCAUUUUCUCUGUACAAACCAUGGAUUCGACGUGUCUCACCAAUUACUAUGAUUCCAAUGACAAGUUAAUUUAUCAAAUUAGGAAGGGACAAAAAUCACCACCUUGUGAGGCCUAUCUAUUCGAAAAUGUUCUCAUUAUCAGUUGGAUGAGUAAGAGUUUAGAACAAGGUUUGAAACGUGAGAAAAAACUCUAUUUCAUUGAUCACACAUGUAUGGUUGAAAAAUGGGGAGAUAAGGGCUUUAAACUUGUCUAUGCACCAGAGAAACAAAAAAUCUUUGAAUGUGAAUCAGCAGAGGAGAGAAGACGUUGGAUUCAUUAUUUGAGAUCGAUUGUGAGCGGUUCAUUAUUGUCAGCCAAUGAGACGAAACAAAUUGUGAAACAUUUGAGAUCAGUAUCGAGUUUGGAAAGACCUGAAGCUCGUUAUUCGGAAGAUUUAGAUACUCUCAUGAAGAGACGAUCCAUUGAUCAUGCAAAAUUUGAAGAACCAGAAAUCCCUGGUGUGAAUGUGGCCUUUGCAGAAGAUGGUUCAUUGAUUGGAGCCACUUUGGAAAAGUUAAUUGAGAAAAUGACCAUGUCACAAUCCGUACAUGAUUUGGCCAUCAAAGAUGCCUUCUUAUUGACAUAUCAUUCUUUCACAACAGCUGAAAAAGUUCUCGAGUUGUUAAUUUUAAAAUGGAAUUUACCUCCUCCUUCGAUGGAAGUUCGAUCGAAUUCCAAUUUAUUUAAACAAUUUGAAUUAUCAGUAUUGGCUCCUACCCGAAUUAAUAUUUAUGGAAUUUGUAAGAGAUGGGUCGCCGAUCACAGUACUGAUUUUAAGACAAAUCCUUCACUUGUGAAACUCAUGUCCAACUUUAUUGAAAAUCACAUGGCAAAAACAUUUGACAAGUUGGCAGAUAAUUUGAGAAUUGAAAUGAAGAGAUUGAAAUCAAAGCGUGACACAAUGGUCACUGUUCAAAAACAAUACCUUGAAAAACAAAUGAAAGAAUAUGAAGAAAAGGAUGGAGAGAUCGAGUCCGAUGAAGAUGCUCCAAAACCUAUCUUUCCAUCCACUUUUAAAACAUCUUUCAAGAGUUUGAAUGAAGUUCGAGUAUUAGAUUGGAGCAGUGUGGAAAUUGCUAGACAAAUUACUUUAAUUGAAAGUGCCAUCUUUCAAAAAAUUCAACCCAAAGAAUGUUUGGCUCAAGCUUGGAAUAAGAACAAGACAGCAGCUCCCAACAUUUGUGAAAUGAUCCACAGAACCAAUACGGUUGUGUUGUGGGUUGCUCAUCAAAUUCUGGAAAAUAAGAAGGAAGAUAAACGUGCAAAGGCCAUUCGAAAAUUCAUCAAAGUUGCUCACGAAUUGAGAAAGCUCAAUAACUUUAAUGGACUUAAGGAAAUUAUUGGUGGAUUGAGAAGUGUGCCUAUCAUGAGACUGAAAAAGACAUGGGCUCUCGUACCAAAGAAACAUUUAGAGAAUUAUAAAGAGUUGGAAAAGAUUGUUUCAACGGCUAAGAAUUAUAAGGAAAUGAGAUCUACCAUGAAAGAAUGUCAUCCUCCUCUCAUUCCAUUCAUUGGCCUCUAUCUUACCGAUUUGACUUUUAUCGAAGAUGGUAACAAGGAUUACAUCAAUGAGGAAAAGAAAAUAAUUAACUUUUUCAAGAGACAAAAACUUGCCUUUGUCAUUCAAGGAGGUAUCAAGAGAUACCAAAAAGAAUACAAACUCAAACCAGUGACAGAAUUGAAAAACAAAUUGACCAAUAUGGUUCACUUUUCAGAAGAAAAGUUGAUUGAACUCUCUUGCACUUACGAACCCAAAGAUUCCAAUCAAUAA
This is a messenger RNA of Naegleria fowleri, 3462 nucleotides long. RefSeq lists its product as uncharacterized. Gene Ontology annotation, cellular component: plasma membrane. The record is from RefSeq and is a predicted model, not a curated record. NCBI's taxonomy places the organism in Eukaryota, Heterolobosea, Eutetramitea, Acrasida, Naegleriidae. The coding region runs from base 1 to 3462 and encodes 1153 amino acids. The transcript is spliced from 4 exons. Gene Ontology annotation, molecular function: guanyl-nucleotide exchange factor activity. Gene Ontology annotation, biological process: Ras protein signal transduction; positive regulation of GTPase activity.